AUGGAGGCGGUGGUCGGGACCAGUCCGACCAAGUCGCCCACAGAGCAGAAAGAGCCGCCUGUCUCAGCUGUGUGGUUUCAUUCACAUGGGCGCAUUUGGGUGCCAUUUCCUGAAGACGAUAUCGCGUCGUUGGAGGAAACUUGGGGUGUUGUGAAAGAUGAACUUGCCCGGGCUGCCGCGUCACGCCCCGUACCUGAAAAUGCUCAGACACAGCGAGGAUGGCUGUCUACGUCAUUUUGGGGGGAGCAGGCCAAUGAGCAGGACUCUGUUCUCCCACCGCGGCCCCCGCGGCCGAUGCCGACUGAGAAACAGGCUGUGCCGACAUACAGGCUCACGGACCCCGAUGAGCCGGAAGAACAGCGGCGAUUCCGCGUGCCUGUGCUGGAAGAUCACCUGUUUGAUGUGGAUAUGGAACGCAUGAUUAUGUAUCCAGCUUUGUGGGCGGGCUAUGAUCAGCAGGUAGUCCGAGCGACAUGGUUUUACGUGGCCUCCGAUGGCGCUUGUUCGCCCAUUGCUUGUAACUCACCAUUGGAGCAGGAUAUCAUACUAGCUUACAACACCGCCCAACCAUGGAGACUCGCUCAGCGGCUUAAGGGGACACUUUCGAAGAAUCGCAAGGCAGAUGAGCCACCCGUGCAGUACAACUUGGCCAGUGUCGUCGGUGGGGCCAAAAUCCAGUUCGAAUCGGCUUACUCCGCGCGUGUCUAUGCCCAAAAUUUUGGCAGCAAGCUGUUUCCCUUCUUGCGUGAGGCUGUGAUAGUUCGUGGAUUCGAUCAUGCUCGCGACAUAAGCGAGCGGUAUGGGUCGCGACUUUCGUCGUGGCAAAGACGCCCCGAACCGGCUUCUCCAAGACGCACUCCCUCCGCCUCGCCUGCCAUGACAGCUGAGGACAUGAAUAUGAAGGCCGAAUCAAACACUUCAGCCGAAGAAGAUUCCAACCCAACGGGUAUCAUUAGUGAACGGACAGCUCCCGACCCCACUGUAUCACCGACACCAUGGGUUCCUCUUAGUGAAGCGUUUUUGUCACGAGCUUGGCCAAGCAAGUCGCCCAGAAUGAGCCCACGAGUCGAAGAUGUCGACGAACAAGCUCGUCCCCGGGAUCCCUUUGAUGAUGACUUCGAUAUGCCUAGCACAUCCAAUCGACCGCCGGAGCUCCUCUUUUGUAUCCAUGGCAUCGGCCAGAAACUCUCGGAGGAUUAUACCUCCAUGCACUUUGUGCAUGAUCUAGAUCGGCUUCGCAAUAUCAUGCGCUCACAGUCUCAGAACCCAGAGCUCAAGUGCCUCCUGAAUGGGGGCCGUGUCAAACUGAUACCCAUUUGCUGGCGGCGCACUUUAGAAUUUGAUCCUGAGCACGGCAUGUAUACUCUCGAAGACAUUGGAAACGCAACCUCGAUUCCCACAGUGCGUACGUUUGUCAACAAAGUGCUCCUUGAUAUCCCCUUUUACUUCUCCAAGCACCACGACAUGAUGGAGCGCAGCGUGCUCUUGGAAAUGAACCGCCUGUAUCGCUUGUUUGUUCAGCGUAAUCCUGACUUUGAGCGACAGGGUGGCCGUGUUUCUAUCCUUGGUCAUUCACUGGGAUCCAUGCUAGCUGCUGAUAUUUUGAAGGACCAACCGACCCAAGUGCCGCCCCUCUGUGAGACGGCAACGCAUGAUAUCCACAACACGUCGCGCCACUUGCUAUUCAAUGUCCGCCACUUUUUCUGCAUUGGAUCACCACUUCCCCUUCUCUUUUACAUGAACGGUGCCCGCCUGGUUGCUCGCCGUCGCUCCGAGGAAGAUUAUGAAGAUGCCACGUCCGACCAAGUUGGGCAAAUGGGAUGCUUGGCCGUCGAGUCCAUCUACAAUCUUUAUAUCGCAACGGAUCCCAUCAGUUUUCAGAUGUCAGCCACCUCAGAUGCACCUUAUGCACGCUUAGUACGUCCUGUUCAUGUGCCCCGUGAUCCUGCUCUGCUGCCGGACGCACUGGAGGAACCACGCGUGAAUAUGGGCAAGCUAUUAAAGCGCGUCGUGGAUGAACGGCAGUCACAAGAAACGCCUCCCCUGGAUGCCAAGCAGGUCCCUGACACACCAAGAUCCAGACCCAUUCCUCUCGAAGAAAUGGAACGGGGCGAACGUCGAUUCCGCGCGCUCAAUCCCAAUGGAUGCAUUGAUUAUGUUAUGGAUGUGGGCUAUGCCAGUUCCUUUUCGCAAUACAUUGAUAUGUUGCGCUCCCACGUGAGUUACUGGACCAACAAGUCGCUCGCCAACUUUCUUCUGCAUCAACUGUUGCUCAAUCCUGAUGCAGAACGCCUACACAGCACGGCCAGUAUUCCGGACCUGUCCCUCGACCCCACCACAGAGAGCGUGUAA
Molecule: messenger RNA, 2352 nt
Organism: Malassezia restricta
Lineage: Eukaryota; Fungi; Basidiomycota; Malasseziomycetes; Malasseziales; Malasseziaceae
Product: DDHD domain protein
Exons: 3
Coding region: 1-2352 (783 amino acids)
Cellular component (GO): cytoplasm
Molecular function (GO): glycerophospholipase activity; metal ion binding
Source: RefSeq, a predicted model, not a curated record